Messenger RNA from Ruditapes philippinarum (Manila clam), 1659 nucleotides. RefSeq names its product perlucin-like protein. The transcript has a single exon. Bases 35 to 790 code for a protein of 251 amino acids. Lineage: Eukaryota; Metazoa; Mollusca; Bivalvia; Venerida; Veneridae. The record is from RefSeq and is a predicted model, not a curated record.
CAGGCACGAACAGAUAGUUCUGUAAGGUUUAAAGAUGUCUCGCAUCUCCGUUUUAUUCGUCUUUUUCUUCUAUGCAUUUAUGUGUUUCGGCCUAACGAUUUCGCAGUCUCAAAUAGACAAUCAACGAAAGAUUCACCUUUUACGGAGUGAUCUCUCGAAGUUGGAGAAUUUAGUACGAGUCCUUCAAAUUGGCUUUGCUGAGGAAAAACAAUUCACCGGAAAGAAAUUGGAUGUUAAUCAUGAGGCUCGACUUAUAUUAGACAACGAGUUACUUAAACUAGAACAGAAACUUGCUCAAAAUGAAAAUGCCAUUGCGGAAUUGUCGUCAGGACUAGAACAAAGCCGAGAGUUUUUAAGAAUGCUUUGUGAUGAGACAUGGGAAUUGUACGGGCUGUCAUGUUACAAAGUCUUUAACGACGAAGAUGCGUGGCAGGAUGCUGUUGAAAAAUGCAAAUUAGAAGGUGCAUUCCUUGUAGAAAUUGGCAGUUCGAAAGAAAACGACUUUGUAAUCAAACUAUUCAAUCAAUCUAUUGCAACUGUCAAUUCAAGUGAUGCAUACCAAGGACCUUGGAUUGGUGCUUCGGAUAUCCAAACAGAGGGAGAAUGGAUAUGGCAACAUAAUGGUCGAAACCUGGAAACUGGAUAUCAAGAAUGGCAUAAGGACGAACCAAAUGGUAACACCACAGAAAACUGUUUACAUUUACUUGAAACGGCAAAUUUAAAAUGGAAUGACAGUCCAUGCGGUUAUGAUAAACCAUAUGUCUGUGAAAAAUCUGUCAAUCUUAAAUAACACGUUGUUCAUGAAUAAAGGCAUUGGACAUUGUAUAAAGAAUCGUGCCUUAUCAUUUGUUUUCUCUAUAUAUGCUUAUAUGUAAUUGUAAAGGUAUAAGGAAAUUUUGUAUUAAGAUAUGAAAAUCUUAUUAAAGCACUAUUGUACUCAGAUAUGCAGUAUGAAUAAUCUUUUUUAGUAUUUAGAGUACAAAGCACGUUAGCAUCCAACAUUUAUACUUAAAAAUGGAGGAACUUGAAAUAACUGCUUUAAUCAUUUAAAACGGGCAAUGACUUUAUGAAUGAUAUUUUAAGUUUGAAAGUAAAAGUAAUGAUAUGUCACUACUUUAUAUAAUACUUGUAAAAUAUCAAGAUGUUAUAUCACAUUGCUGAGUACAAUAUUGAAUUCUAGUGGACGAGUAAACAGCUGUAAAAUCUUUAUAUUGGAUGAGACAGUAGCCAAAUCCAAUGCUACUGAUAGAUUCUUAAUGACCGCUCAAUUUCAUACCACCAAUAUCUAAGAAGAAAAUAAAUCAAAUAUAAUAAAACUGGUAUUACAGUAUAUCUGAAAAAAGACUACAUUAUGGCUUUGAUAUAAAACGUUUUGACUCAAAAAUGAAAAUGAGACUAGGUAAAAUAUAUAUAAUAUGGAUUUGAUAGACUUGAUAUGUAUUUUUUGCGGACUUGGAAAAUGAAUACGCGACCAGAUGGAGUAUAAUACGAAUAUGAUACCGAUUUUAUGGACUCGGAAAAUGAAACUGAGACGAAAUUGAGAAAAAAACGCUUUAUAGUGGUUUAUAGUGGAAAAUCACGUGGUACAAAUGCUGGAGGUUAAGAGGUUACUAUUUAUAACGUUUAAAAUUUAAAAAAAAAGUGUUAUGGUUAUAUAUG